Molecule: messenger RNA, 1703 nt
Organism: Ceratosolen solmsi marchali
Lineage: Eukaryota; Metazoa; Arthropoda; Insecta; Hymenoptera; Agaonidae
Exons: 5
Coding region: 13-1197 (394 amino acids)
Source: RefSeq, a predicted model, not a curated record
AAACUACAUGAAAUGAUCGACACAGUAAGCGUUUUUUCGACGAAAAGAAGCAGAUCAAUGACGCCAUCUUCUUCCCCAGAUGCAAUGGAGGCUGCAUCAUCAUUACGUCCAAAACUAGAGAUUAGGGACGUGCUUGGAAAGCGAGAAAAACUGCUUCAGGAAGUUGGGCGAAUGGUCCGCCUCGGUAGACUAUUAAGGUCUCGGCUAAAGGAGCCGUUAGCUCAUCAAAGGGAUAGAAUGUUGGAGCUUGAGGAGAUCAGCGAUGUCAGUGGCAAUCAAUCGGCCGUACAAUCGAUCUCGGCGAAACUCCUGGAGGUAACGAGACUGGCCGAAAAACUUGACGCAAGGCUGUGCGAGGCAGGCGCUAGGACCCGGACUCUAGAACCAAUCGCAGAUGAAAUAUCUUUGAAAGAGCAAUCCCUAUCCAUGGAGAAAAGAAGCCACACAUCACAGGAGGACAAGCCAAAGGAAAUAGUUAAACCGACUCCAGAAGGCGAUCGCAGCGCCGUCGAGGACUCGAACGCUGAAGAAUAUGUGACAGCAACUGAAUGCUCGAGCACACCUGUGCCAAGGUCGCGCAGCGAAUCAUUUCUCUCAUCCGAGUACGAGGAUGCCCUCGUUUCAACGACCUGCCGGAAAAUGGAAAAUGAGUUGACAAAUAAAGACGAACUAUUUCCGGUAGCGAAAUCCGAAACUGUUGUAUCAACGAAUCCUAAUGAUCAGGAAAUUAUUGCUGAAUGUAGUCCGGAUGAAGCGACUGUCAUCCAAAGAAUAAUUCAAGAGAAGGGAGGAAAGAUUGUGAAAGAGGUAACGGAGACGACGACGCUGCGCGUAUCGCAAGACACGCGCAUGGGCGUCGCCUCGUACAAGUUCGUCGCCAAUACGCUAAGCGAGCGAGACGAGAGCACGGAUGUGCGCGAGCACCAAGAGCUCAAUCGUACUCUCGUCAAUGGCGAGACCGCACCGUCGUCGGCCCUGCAGACAAGCCGCGAAGAGCACACGUACGCCAGCGCCAACGGUACUGUCCAGAACUACCAGAAGGCGAGCACGAUGACGACGUCUCAAGAUGAGAUCCGCUGCUACAAGGAGGAGCUCCUUGCAGUCGGCCGCUCGGUAAGUGAGGACGUCGAGCACGAGGAACGAAAGGAGUCGUCGCCAGUGCUCGAGGCUGUGUCCCCGGAGCCGAUCGGACGUUAAGUAGCGGAUCGGUCGGCAAUCCAUGAUGCCGCCUACAGCAUUCGAUUAACCGGGCUUAUAUGCAUACUGAUUGUGCUGCUAGAGUGUACGAAAAAGUACGAAAGAUUGAGAGAGAGAGAGAGAGAGAGAGAGAGAAAGAGUGACCGUGGAACUUGUGUUGUUUUGCUUUUAGACAAAUUUUUUAGAUGGUUUUUAUUCCCUCUUUACGAUUACUUAUGUUCCUAUUGUUGCAUAUAUCAAUCAAUGUAUUGAUAAGUGAUUAUUGUAUUGUUAAAUGACACAAGAAUAUUUUGUAAGUCUUUAAACAAAAGUCUUUAUCGGAGAUUCUCGUCGUAGUUACGAAUAGUUUGCGAACGAACACUUUUAAUUCAAAGAUUAUUAAAAAGUAAAAUUCAUAGUCUAUAAAACUAUUGUUAUUCUGAUAACUAAUUUCAACACUUUGGUGUUUAAUCAGAUAUCAACUAUCACGAAAUUAGCAAAUAAUGCAUUUGCAUUCUCAACCUCUU